CAUCAUGGUGACUGACGUUGCACGAGCGCCUUUGUGUAGUAGUAAAGAACUUCUUCUACUUCAAGUAUGACAGGUUGACACAGUAAUACUAGUAAUUGUAGGGAUAUUUGACAAGAGGUGUUUGUCUGGUUCGGUUGUUUGAACAAAAAAACAAUGUCUGCCAAUGAAGAUCAAGAGAUGGAGCUGGAAGCUCUUCGUUCUAUAUAUGAAGGAGAUGAGUGCUUCAAGGAACUCAGUCCGACGUCUUUCCAGUUUAGAAUAGGAGAUCAGGAAGACACCAAAGCUUUUCUUUUGGACGUCUCAUGGCCGGAGACAUAUCCUGAAACUGCCCCUCAAUUAACCUUACAAGCCUUUUUCAACAAUAGAAUAUCUCCAACCACAAAGCAGGAGAUCAUCUCUAAGCUAGAGGAGCAGGUGGAGGCCAACCUGGGAACAGCCAUGAUGUACACACUGUUUGAAUGGGCCAAAGAAAACCAGGCGGAUCUGAUGGAGAAUCACCAGCCUGUGAAGGAUGCAGUGACUCUCAACCCCAGCAAUGACACCUCGAGUCCUGUGUCUGUAAAGAAGAAGGAGAAGAAAGAGCAGCUGACCAAAGCACAGAAGAGGAAGAUGAUUUCACGUACAGAUAAUAAAGGAGAGCUUCCUCGAGGUUGGAACUGGGUAGAUGUCAUCAAGGUAAAUUAAGACUUUGCUUUGCGAAAUCACAAUCAUUUGAGAUUAACAUUCUACUUUGUCAUCUAGCCAGAUAAAGCAUAAUGGGCAACUAUAACUUUGUUCCAGUAGGGGGCGAUAUAUGACCUUUUCUUGAAACCUUGCAACCUAGUUGACUUUUCUCUUUCCUCCCCCACAUAAUCUGUCAUCUUGUCAACGAUGAACAUUCCACAUCAGCAUGUAAGCACAUUUUUUUUUAAAGUUUUAUUUUGAGCACUCUAUCUCAUUCAUUAUAUUCAACGCCCUGCUACUGUAUGUCAUUUACAUGUGAAGGCGUGCCAUUAAAAGAUGUAGUAAUGCUGUCUUAACACAUCCUUACUACAGCUGAGCAAAACGGGAGGAGCCGCAGAUGACUAGACGACCAGCAGACGAACGGAAGGAGGCAGAGAUGGGGAAAGAUGGAUGGAGGGAUGGAUGAAUGGAUGAGGUGGUGAAGAGGUCUUAAGUGGAAGGUUGGAGGACUGACACUGUCCGUCUCGCGUUUUCUGGAGAGAGUACAGAGUGCAGUACAGUGCAGUACGACCUCUCGCCACACUCGCUUCAGACAGGGUUAUGUGAGAACCUCCAGAAGAUGGGUCUCUCUUUGCAUUGGGGGGACUGUCAGGCCACUGCACGGAUGUUUAGCUUUUUCAAGGUCAUGUGAGCAAGGGGUAAGACUGAGAAGUCUCAAGCAGCUUUGCUGUUCCCUCUGCUGUCUGCUCUUGGGUGUUUUUUUUGCUGUGCAAUUUAGGUAAAGUUGCGGAGUGUGUGUAAGUGUGAGAGAGAGUGUGUCUGUGUGAGAGAGAGAGACCGAGAGAGAGAGGGAGAAAGAAAGAGAGAGAAAGAGAGAGAGUGUGUUUGCGUAUGCGUUUGUGUGUUUGUGUCUAAACGUCUAUGAGUUGUAUCUGAGUGUGUUUGUAUCAUUUGUAUGAGUUUCCCUUGCAGUAUCAUGACGAUGCCAUACAUACAAAUGUGUUGAUAGUCCAAUCGGGCAGGCUGCCAGUCUCCUUAUCCAAUGGUAGAUGCCAUCCCACUCAGAACUCUCACCUACCUCAAGUGUAAAGGUGGAAGAAGAAACCCAAAAUGAGUGAGACAAACAAGGUCAAGAUCCAGACAUGGAACUCACAAGAGCGGAAGACUAGGCCUACACAUUCAUUCUUGUUCUCAUAGGCUUCAGUGAUUGAUUGAAUUUAAUGACGCCUGUUAUUUUAUUUAAAUUCUGGCUGGUGUGCAAUGAUUAACUAAAUGGAAACGUGCUGGAAACAGACCUGAAAUAAAGGACCUUUCCUUGUAGGCUUGACACUGUGUGUGAAAGGAACACUUUUUAAAAUAAAAGACUUUAUAACCUA
Sardina pilchardus (European sardine) is the source of this 2039-nucleotide messenger RNA. It is a transcript of the gene rwdd4, whose product is annotated as RWD domain containing 4. Bases 154 to 684 code for a protein of 176 amino acids. Gene Ontology annotation, molecular function: protein binding. The transcript is spliced from 6 exons. NCBI's taxonomy places the organism in Eukaryota, Metazoa, Chordata, Actinopteri, Clupeiformes, Clupeidae. The record is from RefSeq and is a predicted model, not a curated record.